AUGACGGGUUCCAGCGACCGAUCAACUGCGAACGAUGCGACUGCAACUCUAACUGCGACCUCGAAUGCGCCUAACACAACUUCUGCGCAAAGACCAAGUGCAGUUCGAGACCCCGCUGCAGAGGACAGUGUCGAGACGUCAACGUCAGCUCCCGCCGCAGCCGCUCCCGCUGAUGAAGUAGCAAACACCACUUCAAACACUGUGCCAGACGCACCUCAGCAACAAGCUUCCCAAGCUCAGCAAGCUCAAGAAGCUCACGAAGCUCCCCUCCUAGCUCCAACCACCACCCACGAGCAACAAGCGACGACAGCUCCAUCAUCAUCAUCGUACAAUGGCUCCCACAACGACGGCCACCACGGCCGCCACCAUGGCCACCACCACGACAACAUAGAAGCCGCCGGCCACGACGACGCCUCCGACUCGGACGAGUUCUCCCUCACCGAAGGCUACGAAACCCGUUCUACCGGCAGCACCUCCGCCACCUCCUCCAUCUACGCACAUACCUACGAGCACGGGCGUCGCUACCAAUCCUACAAAAACUCUCGCUAUCCGAUCCCCAACGACGAUGCCGAGCUGUCGCGCGAAGACAUGAAGCACGCCAUGCUUCUCGAGCUGCUGGACGGCCAGCUGGCGUUUGCGCCCCUCGGGAAGAAUCCGCAGAAUAUACUGGAUAUUGGAACGGGAACGGGUAUUUGGGCGAUUGAUGCCGGUGAUCGAUGGCCGAUGGCUAGGGUCAGGGGAAUGGAUAUCUCUCCUGUUCAGCCAAUUUGGGUACCCCCUAAUGUGGACUUUUUGGUGGAUGAUUGUGAGCAGGAGUGGUUGAUGAGGGGGGAGGUGGAUUAUGCGCAUUUUAGGUUUAUGGCGACGGUGUUGAAGAAUUUGCCGGUGGUUUUGGGGCAUGCUAUGGAAGCCCUCAAACCAGGCGGUUGGAUCGAAUUCCAAGAACUAAACUGCGAAGUCUUCUGCGACGACGAGACCAUGCCCGCCGACGACCCAGUCAAAGUCCUCUACGACCUGACCCAACAAGCCUUUGCCAAGUUCAACAUGAACAUCACCAUGCCCAAGAUCCUCAAGCAAUACCUUGCCGACGCCGGGUUCGUCAACAUCCAGUGUGUGGUCAAGAAGGUGCCCAUUGGCGUCUGGGCAAAGGAUAAGACGCUCAGGCUGGUCGGCAUGUAUCAGAAGAUGGCCAUUCUGGAGAUCAUGCAGGCCCUGGCGGGCAGACCGUUUGAUGCCCUGGGACUGGAUCAGGUGCAGAAGGAGAUGAUUAUGAUGGAGGCUAGGAAGGGGUUGGAUAAUCCGAGGGUGCAUCGGUAUUUCAACUACUACUUCUGGUUUGCGCAGAAGCCACAGUAG
This is a messenger RNA of Neurospora tetraspora, 1356 nucleotides long. RefSeq names its product S-adenosyl-L-methionine-dependent methyltransferase. The transcript is spliced from 2 exons. The record is from RefSeq and is a predicted model, not a curated record. Gene Ontology annotation, molecular function: methyltransferase activity. Bases 1 to 1356 code for a protein of 451 amino acids. NCBI's taxonomy places the organism in Eukaryota, Fungi, Ascomycota, Sordariomycetes, Sordariales, Sordariaceae.